This is a messenger RNA of Perca flavescens (yellow perch), 1600 nucleotides long. RefSeq names its product GTP binding protein overexpressed in skeletal muscle (gene gem). Lineage: Eukaryota; Metazoa; Chordata; Actinopteri; Perciformes; Percidae. Bases 82 to 996 code for a protein of 304 amino acids. Gene Ontology annotation, cellular component: plasma membrane. The transcript is spliced from 4 exons. Gene Ontology annotation, biological process: negative regulation of high voltage-gated calcium channel activity. Gene Ontology annotation, molecular function: calcium channel regulator activity; GTP binding; GTPase activity. The record is from RefSeq and is a predicted model, not a curated record.
CAAAGCACCACCUCGCAAAACGGUUUAAUCCCACCACCACUGUCGGUUUAUCCAGUUCAUCCUCAUUUUGUCGCCGGCACCAUGCUGCCCAGUGUGCGCCGGCACAGCCUCCGCCUGCAGACCGAGCUCCACAGGUGGAGCAUCUGCGACCCCGGCAGCCACCUGCUCACAGACAGCCUCCUGUCCCGGGUCCCCGCCUGCAUCUCCCGCUCCAAGUCCUGCACCAGCUCCGCCGGGGAGUUGGACGGGAGCCACGGGAGCUGGUCGUCCUCAGACUCGGUCAUCUCCACCGACUCUGCCGGGGAGCCGGCGGAACCCGGGAGCCCGUACCGGGUGGUGCUGUUAGGGGCCAGCGGGGUCGGCAAAACGGCCUUCGCCAGCAUCUUCGCCGGGGCAGCGGACAGCAUGGACAACGAUGGCUGCGAGCUGUGUGGAGAUGAAAUGUGUGAAAAGGAAAUUGAAGUUGAUGGAGAGCCUGCAACUAUAACUCUGUUUGACACAUGGGAUGCAGAGACUGACAAUGAAUGUGCUCAGGAGCACUGCAUGCAGACAGGUGACGCAUACCUGUUGUUGUACUCAGUAACUGACCGGGCCUCCUUCCUGCGAGCCUCAGAGCUCCGGAUAACCCUGCGGCGCUUCCGUCCUGCCCAGCACACACCUAUCAUCCUGGUGGGGAACAAAUGUGACCUGGUGCGACGCAGAGAGGUGUCAGUCAGCGAGGGUCGUGCCUGUGCUGCUGUGUUCGACUGCAAGUUUAUCGAAACCUCAGCCGCCAUGCAGCACAACAUCUGGGAGGCUUUUCGCGGCAUGGUGCGACAGCUACGACUACGCCGAGACUCCAAGGAAGCCAACAAGCGACGCAGGCACAUAAACACACGCCGCGAGAGCCUAACUAUGAAGGCCAAGCGUUUCCUCGACAAGAUGGUGGCAAAGAACAAUCCCAGUGUGGCAUUCUGGCUAAAAUCUAAGUCCUGCCAUGAUCUCUCUGUGCUGUAGAAGCCUGUUUUAAACUCUAGACCGAACCUUUUGAGCAGGUGAACAAGUUACAGGCUGGAGAACAGAAUAUGUGGCCAUGGGCUGAAGGGAAGUCAGCUUCUGAAGGGCUCAAAGUUGGAUGGUUCAAACCUUAGUGUGUUCACACUGAGCCAGCAUGGUGUACAUGAGAGUUGUUUGCAACAUUUCUGCACCACCAUCCAUAUGUUGCAGUCUAAACCAGACUGAGUGGACUGAGCUCAGCCUCUGUAUGGACUGGACAAUCAGCACAUGAAGUGACGCAAAGACUCGUCGUGUCUGUGUGGCAUAAACUUUUGAGAUUAGAGAUCAACUGAUAGAAACUGAGAGAAGGAUGUGAUGUUUCUCUGUUUUGAACAAAUACAUUGAUAUUUUUCUUUCCUGUCUUCUUUUUCCUCUUCCUUUUGCUCUCAUCUCUGCCCACAUUUGUCAUCUGUCGAUCCCCUAAGUGCUAAGAUAACCAGUUGUAAGCUAUUGAUGAUCAAGUAUGAUGAUUUGCAUGAUGAUUAUUUAGUUGUUACUUUGAGUUUAUUUAUAAUGUGUUUUUUUCACUCACUGUAAAUAUAUAACAGAUAGAUGCUGUACUGUA